Penicillium manginii is the source of this 1338-nucleotide messenger RNA. RefSeq lists its product as uncharacterized. The transcript is spliced from 4 exons. The coding region runs from base 1 to 1338 and encodes 445 amino acids. Gene Ontology annotation, cellular component: fungal-type vacuole membrane. The record is from RefSeq and is a predicted model, not a curated record. Gene Ontology annotation, biological process: transmembrane transport. NCBI's taxonomy places the organism in Eukaryota, Fungi, Ascomycota, Eurotiomycetes, Eurotiales, Aspergillaceae. Gene Ontology annotation, molecular function: transmembrane transporter activity.
AUGGCCCUGAAAGACGAAUAUGACAGCGGCGAAGCAGAACUAAAAUUGACAGCCUCUCAAGAUUCUCCAAUCCACUGCGGCAUUGAUCAAAAUCACCCAUGGGAGGAUGAACUACCUCCAGUUGAUGGAGGAAGACAUGCAUGGCUUUUUCUAUUAGCCAGCGCAAUGCUUGAAGCACUUGUGUGGGGAUAUGCCUUUUCAUUUGGGAUCUUUGAGAAAUUCUACAGUACACAUGAACCAUUCCAAGGUUCUAACAACAUUGCCGCUAUUGGGACAUGCGCAAUGGGAAUCGCAUAUCUUGUAGCACCUUUGCCUAUAAUAGGAAUGAUUCUAAUUCCAAGAAUUGCUCGCUGGGUGUCGACUAUUGGCGUCAUGAUAAUGUGUCUGUCGUUGGCAAUGAGCUCAUUUUCAACCAGUGUCACACACCUCAUUUUAUCUCAAGGAAUUGGGUUUGGGGUUGGAGGGUCUCUGGCAUAUACACCCUCCAUUCUAUUCAUGUCCGAAUGGUUUGUCAAGCGAAAGGGUCUCGCAUUUGGAGUCGUAUGGUCUGGCUCUGGACUAUCUGGUGUGCUGUUUCCACUUAUCAUAGAAUGGUUAUUGAACAGAUACGGUGUACCGACUACAUUGAGAAUAUCAUCAGUUGGAUUGUUUCUCCUUUCAAUUCCGUUCUUAUACUUUCAUCGGCCGCGCAUUCCGGUUACACACUCUGCUGUUCAACACCGGCUCAACUUUCGCUUUCUUUACAGUAAAGUAUUUAUCAUCUACCAAAUCGGCAACACUGUUCAGGCACUGGGCUUCUUCUUACCCACGAUUUAUCUCCCGACAUACGCCAGCAAGAUGGGUGUCAAUGAGCUCUUGUCUUCUCUCACGGUCAUCCUUUUCAACAUUACAUCUGUAUUCGGUUCCAUCAUGAUUGGCUUCCUCUCUGACCGGUAUCACGUCACUACAUGCCUUCUCAUCACCACUGCUGGGUCCGUCAUCUCGGUAUUUUUCAUAUGGGGAUUUUCUAGCAGUUUGUGGUCCCUUUAUCUGUUUUGCAUUGUCUAUGGAUUACUGGCGGGAGGUUACUCGUCCACAUGGUCAAGUAUUGCGCAUGAAGUACAGCAUUCCAACCCGGCGACAGAUGUUAGUGUGAUCUUUCCCUUCAUGGAAACUGGCCGUGGUAUUGGGAAUGUGGUUAGCGGGCCAUUGAGCGAGGUACUAUUAAAGGCAGACGGAUUGCAGAGCCAUGCAUGGGGCACAUAUGGGAGUCAGUAUGGGGCCAUUGUGAUUUGGACCGGUAUAACCACCCUGAUAGGAGGUAUAGCUGUGGUGGCUCGUUGCUUGAAAUUUGUUUAA